UCACAUCUCUCUGUCUGGCUCUGCAAGGACUCACACAGAAGCAACAGAAGACCUGGGGGAAGUCAGCCGGGGAGGGGCGCUUUGUGAGAAAGGAAUAUUACUCUCUACACCGCUGGCUCUGGAAUAAACACGCUUUUUCUUCGCCGUCUUACCGUGCAUCAGCAUAGCCCGGGUCCGCUCGGACCGGGACAUCCAGUUUCUAUCGGGAAAUAAAGAGGGUGCGUGUUUUUGUAGCUCCUUGCACUAUUUUUCUUUCCCCCCUCAGCCGCACUGAUUUAUUUGCAGCAGUUGUCUUUGAAAACUGGGUCCGGUGCAUCUCCCCUCCUCCUCCCCUCUCCUUUCUUUCUCCCCCGAUCACUCCUUUACCCUCCUUCCUUUUGCCUUUUAUUCGAUCCCACAACGCUGCAAAGUCGCAAAGAUGCCCAGCUCUCUCUUCGCUGACUGCAGCGUCCAGGGAGAUGCACUCGACGACCAGAGAGCCCUGCAGAUCGCUCUGGAUCAGCUCUCCCUGCUCGGCUUGGACAACGAUGAGAACCCUCUGUACGACAACAACCAGGAGCCCCGGAAAAAGAGCGUCAACAUGACCGAAUGCGUCCCGGUUCCCAGCUCCGAGCAUGUGGCCGAGAUUGUGGGCAGACAGGGUUGCAAGAUCAAAGCACUGCGAGCGAAGACCAACACCUAUAUAAAGACCCCAGUUCGAGGUGAGGAGCCUGUUUUUGUGGUGACAGGCAGGAGGGAGGAUGUGGCUAUGGCCAGGAGGGAAAUCAUCUCUGCUGCCGAGCACUUCUCCAUGAUCCGAGCCUCCAGAAACAAAAACACCAGCCUGAACGGGAGCGGCACCCCAGUGCUUGGACCACCUAACCUGCCCGGACAGACCACCAUCCAGGUUCGGGUGCCUUACCGUGUUGUGGGGCUGGUUGUGGGCCCCAAGGGUGCCACCAUCAAGCGCAUUCAGCAGCAGACCCACACCUACAUUGUUACACCCAGCCGAGACAAGGAGCCAGUGUUCGAGGUGACGGGGAUGCCGGAGAAUGUGGACCGAGCACGUGAAGAGAUCGAAGCCCACAUUGCCAUGAGGACAGGAGGCCUUAUUGAACUCCAGGAUGAAAAUGACUUCCAUGCAAAUGGGACUGAUGUGGGUUUUGAUCUGCACGGGCACGCCACCCUAUGGUCCAAGCCCAGUGCCGGGAUGACCUCCACCUCAGUACGUAAACCCUUCUCCAACUACCGCAAUGACUCGUCCUCCUCCCUGGGCAGUGCCUCCACAGACUCCUACUUUGGUAACAACAGCAUGGCUGACUACAGCCCUCCCAGCCCCGCACUCAGCUACACCACCACUAACAACAAUGGCAACAACAAUAACAACAACAUCAAUGUCAACACCAGUAGCAACGGGGUUGUUUAUGGACGUGAGGUGAUUUCGCCUGACUGCGCUGAUCUGACUUUUGACUCCUCAUCAGGGUUUGAUCCCACAUCUGCCCCACCAGGCCUCUUAUGGUCCCAGUACAACAGUCGCAUGACCCCCUCCUCCACCGGUGGCAACUCCCCCACCUCCACCUCAGCCAUGUUCCCCAACAACACCUCCACUAAUGCCAAUGUGAUAGUGGUGAGUCAGAGAAAGGUUAACAGUUGUACCCCACAUCCCCGACUGUCGCCUCCCCUCCACAGCCACACUGGAGGCCACAGUGAGCACCCGUUAGCCCGGAGGGUGCGCAGUGACCCAGACGGAGGCCCGCUCAGUUUCCCUGGUUACUCCAGCACUAUCGCCUCCCUGCCAGGCCCUCACCUCCCUGGUGUUCCAUGCGACUCCUCCGCCUCGUCGUCCUCCUCCUCUUCUUCUUCCUCCACCUCCUCCGGCACCAGUCGAAAAGGCAGCCGCGACUGUUCGGUGUGCUUCGAGAGUGAGGUCAUCGCGGCCCUGGUCCCUUGUGGGCACAACCUCUUCUGUAUGGAAUGUGCCAAUCGUAUCUGUGAGAGGAGUGAGCCCAAAUGCCCUGUCUGCCACACCGGCGUCACUCAGGCUAUACGUAUUUUUUCAUAAGACGUGUAACUCUUUGACUGUCUCGCCAGUGAGACUGUCUACAAUAGCAACAACUGAGUCUUCAUACUGCUUUAAUGGGAUCACCCAAUCAUCAGUUUGGAAAGUGUACAUAGAUAUACAUAUGUGUGUAAGAGGCUGCAGUAUCCAGAAGAAGGGACAGACACCCUUUUUGGGAUCCGUCGUAGUUGUUUAUAAUAUAGUAUAGAUUGGGGAAAUAUUUU
Molecule: messenger RNA, 2262 nt
Organism: Siniperca chuatsi (mandarin fish)
Lineage: Eukaryota; Metazoa; Chordata; Actinopteri; Centrarchiformes; Sinipercidae
Gene: mex3b
Product: mex-3 RNA binding family member B
Exons: 2
Coding region: 419-2041 (540 amino acids)
Molecular function (GO): RNA binding
Source: RefSeq, a predicted model, not a curated record